Messenger RNA from Prorocentrum cordatum, 222 nucleotides. The record is from the annotation of a GenBank genome assembly. NCBI's taxonomy places the organism in Eukaryota, Dinophyceae, Prorocentrales, Prorocentraceae.
GCUACCUCCGUGGACAUCGUCGCCAGCCUGGCCUCCAUGACCGCGGGCACCCGCUGUGCUUGGGGAUCCUUGCGUGCCGUGGCUGCCGCCCUGCGCCUUUCAAGGGAGCACGCUGAGCUCGCCAGGGACUCUUUGACUUCCUCUGGGCGCCUCGCCUGGGUGGGGGACUACGUCAUCCUGAAGCAGGCGCCGUUCUUCAUCCCCGAGCUGGAGUUCCUCGAG